AUUUUGGAGUUUCAAUACUCAAUGAUAUGUUGGACAAGUUGAUAAUUGUAAGUGUGAACGAGCCUUCUUUACUUGCCGAUGCUGAAGACCUAGGGAUACACAUCAAGCUUGAUACAAAUACUAUCUUAGAGGUUGCUUUAUUGUGCUUCAGCACUCCAUGUUUUGCCAUGCACGCCCCCUCAUUCUUUUCAAUUGUUCCUCAAAUCAAGUGGAUCGAUCUCUUGGAAGAGAAAAUUUCAUCAAAUGGAACAUCUGGAACAUAUGAGCCAAUUGACACAAUGAAGACAGUCAAAGAAGAUGAUGAAAGUUGCACAUCAUUGCCACUAUUUGAGCACUUGUACCAAAAUGUCUUGCUUUAUGCUUGAUUAGUAUAAUUGAAUCUGUUAGCAUCAAUGUAUAGGUAGGUUUUUUUUGCAAUUGAUGCAAUCAUUUGCAUAGGUUGUUGGUAGGCGAAUUUCUAUUAGACUAGUGGACUUUUAAGUUUUUCUAGAUUCAUCAUAGGCAUAUUGGUCCAAGGAUGGGAUAUAAGUUCUACUGAUGACAUUAUUUUUGUUGCAUUUCAAGGUUAAUUGCAUAAAUACAAUUGUAUUCUUUUUGCCUUAUCAUCAUAGGAUAUCUAUGUUCUUGGCUUUCUUUUAUGCCUGACACUUCAUAUUAUCUUUGGUUUUGAUGAUUAUAUUGGUAGAGAUGUAUGGUUGUGAGAAACUAUGGUUGCAACUAUGAAAGAUAAUUUUUUGAUGUAUUUUUAGUAAUAUAGGUAUUUGCCUUUCUAGUAUCAGUUAUUGGAAAGAAAAAAAACCAGAAGCGUCUGCUUAAGCUGACGCUAUAUAAUUCAGAAACUAACGUAUAGCAUUGCAUAAUGAACAGACGCUACAGUUAGCAUCUGCCAAGCGGACUCUACAGCUGACAUUGUGUGGCACCAAUAUAUAUCAAUAGCGUCACCCAAAAACCGAAGCUACUAGCGUCUGCCUAUAUACAUGUCACUAGCUUCAACUUAACGUCUAAUAAAACGGACACCAAAUAGCGUCUACUGGACGCAACUGUCUAGCUUCGGGCAUUUAAGUGUCCGCCACGAUGUGGACACUAAGCAGACGCUAAUUACACUAUAGCGUCCGUUUUUUG
Molecule: messenger RNA, 1122 nt
Organism: Trifolium pratense (red clover)
Lineage: Eukaryota; Viridiplantae; Streptophyta; Magnoliopsida; Fabales; Fabaceae
Exons: 4
Coding region: 27-365 (112 amino acids)
Source: RefSeq, a predicted model, not a curated record